Striga asiatica is the source of this 462-nucleotide messenger RNA. NCBI's taxonomy places the organism in Eukaryota, Viridiplantae, Streptophyta, Magnoliopsida, Lamiales, Orobanchaceae. The record is from the annotation of a GenBank genome assembly.
AUGGCCAAGCCACGACCUGUGACGAUGUCCGGUCAGAAGCCAAAACCCUACCAGAAGCUGAAGCCGGCGAUCUCCAAGAACCGAGGAGCUCCACUUUCUCUUCCUUUCUCAUCACGCAAGAAAGAUCCCUCUUUGGAGGAAAAAAUCGCUGAGAUAUUGAAAAUUGAGGAGGAAAGAAACUCGGCCAACAUCAAGAAUUCGGGUUUCGGGUUGAAGUAUCCGGAUUUUGACUGCGGACCCGGAGUCGGGUCGUACCCGUUUCUUGAGGAGCCCGUCCAGUUUCAGUUCGGGGACGACUAUGGAAAACAGCUUUUCCUUCGUGUGCAACGCGAGCUUCUGUACGCCAGCGUGGACAACGUGUCGGCGCUUGGAGGGUGCAUGAAGAAAACAACUGAUGACGUGUACUUUUUGCCGACCCAAAAAGCCAUGGUGGAGUCCUUCUUGGACCAUAAUCUGUUUUGA